Messenger RNA from Calypte anna (Anna's hummingbird), 876 nucleotides. It is a transcript of the gene NUDT1, whose product is annotated as nudix hydrolase 1. The record is from RefSeq and is a predicted model, not a curated record. The transcript has 4 exons. The coding region runs from base 60 to 530 and encodes 156 amino acids. Gene Ontology annotation, molecular function: 8-oxo-7,8-dihydroguanosine triphosphate pyrophosphatase activity. NCBI's taxonomy places the organism in Eukaryota, Metazoa, Chordata, Aves, Apodiformes, Trochilidae. Gene Ontology annotation, biological process: DNA protection.
GGGCGGGGCCGGGGCGGGCAAGGUCGCGCCGGCUUGUAAGGAAUCGAGGGAGCGGCGCCAUGAGCACCUCCCGCCUCUUCACCCUCGUCCUGGUGGUGCAGCCGCCCCGCGUCCUCCUGGGCAUGAAGAAACGAGGGUUUGGCGUCGGGCUCUGGAACGGUUUUGGGGGAAAAGUGCAGCCAGGGGAAAGCAUCGAGGAAGCUGCUCGCAGGGAGCUCCUGGAGGAGAGUGGACUGACUGUGGACACCUUACAGAAGAUGGGUCAGAUCACAUUUGAAUUUGUAGGCAACCCUGAACUCAUGGAAGUUCACAUAUUCCGGGCAGAUGAUUUUCAUGGAGAGCCAACAGAAAGUGAAGAAAUGCGUCCACAGUGGUUUCAUCUGGAUGAGGUGCCAUUCAAUAGCAUGUGGGCAGAUGAUAUCUACUGGUUUCCACUGGUGAUGCAGAAAAAGUUGUUUCGGGGCUAUUUUAAGUUCCAGGGACAAGACACGAUCCUGGAGCACACCCUGAAAGAAGUGGAGGAAAUUUAAAAAAAUGGAAGCAUUCGACUCACAUGCUGCUGCCCACAUUGGGCUAGAACAACAUCAGUACUAUGUAAAAGGGAUGUAAAAGGGUCCUCUUUCUUAACUCUCCAGCAAAGAGACUCAUUUGCCAGGGCACUGGGAAGCAAGGAAAAUCAGGGGGUUUCUUAGAGCAGAAAUAGAAGUAAUGAGACUUUCCAUGCUGUGAAGUCCCUGGCUGUGCUAUACUUCAGCGAUUACGUGAUCACAACUAUUAAAAAUGUAGUGUUAGCCAAUUUUUUUGCAGGUGGCUAAUUCUUUAAGCUUUUCCCUUGUGGCUAAUUAAUGUUCUUAAAAGAUUAAAAAAAUUCUUUUU